Molecule: messenger RNA, 1628 nt
Organism: Melanotaenia boesemani (Boeseman's rainbowfish)
Lineage: Eukaryota; Metazoa; Chordata; Actinopteri; Atheriniformes; Melanotaeniidae
Gene: neurod4
Product: neuronal differentiation 4
Exons: 2
Coding region: 71-1135 (354 amino acids)
Molecular function (GO): protein dimerization activity
Source: RefSeq, a predicted model, not a curated record
AGUUGACAGUGUUUCCGAAAUUGGCCAGCUUUACUUUGCGCAGAGCAGACGAGAAUCCUAACAGAUCAAAAUGAUGACCAAACCAUUUGGGAAGAGUGGGGACGUGAAUGAGCUGGUGAGUUCCCUUGGCUGGCUUGAUGAGGACGGCAGCUCACAGGAUGGAGAUGAAAGCCCUGAAAUGAGGGGACACCAUGGCCUGAUUGCAGGAGGCCGAAUGCAUUCCUGCACAGAACUGGGCAGUGAGGAUAUGGAAGAAGAAGAGGACGACGAUGAUGAUGAGGUUGGACCUCAUGGAGAAAAGGGUCCCAAAAAGAGAGGUCCUAAGAAGAAGAAGAUGACCAAAGCUAGACAGGAAAGGUUUCGUGCCCGGCGGAUCAAGGCCAAUGCCAGAGAACGUUCCCGUAUGCAUGGGCUGAAUGAUGCUCUGGAGAAUCUGCGCCGCGUGAUGCCCUGUUACUCCAAAACACAGAAACUUUCAAAGAUUGAGACUCUCCGGCUGGCCCGCAAUUACAUCUGGGCUCUGUCCGAGGUGCUUGAGAGUGGUCAGUCCACAGAAAGCCAUGGGUUUGUAGAGAUGCUGUGUAAAGGUCUUUCUCAGCCCACCAGUAACCUUGUGGCUGGCUGCCUGCAGCUGGGACCCACUUCCAUGAUUCUUAACAAGCUAGAGGACAAGUGUGGAGGCCCAGAAGUAGGUGGCGUCGUGGCUGGACAUCCCCUCAGUUACCCAUCCCCAGGCCUUCCCAGUCCACCCUAUGGGUCCCUGGAAGCAUCGCACCUCCUUCAUAUAAAGGGAAUCAAAGGCCCAAUGUACGACAACUCUUCCCCUAACGAGUGCAGCAGUGGCACCCCUCCAUAUGACGGGCCCCUCACUCCCCCCCUAAGCAUCAGUAGUAACUUUGCCCUGAAACAGGAGCCUUCUCCACAUGAAUCGGAGAGGAACUACACACCCCAUCCUGGACACCAUGCCCACUACCUCUCAUCCCACCAUUACCCCACUUCCACAGCUGGCAGCUUACCCGGAGGGCAUCAAGCUCACCCGAUCUUUCAGGCUUCUCGUUAUGAGUUGCCCCUGGAUGUGGCCUUUGACGCCUUCACCCCCUCUCACCUGAUCUCAUCCCAGAUGGGCACAAUUUGAAAUGAAAUGGAACCAGUGAGUUGCUGUUUAGCAACUGGCAGAAGGAGGAGAAGCAUGACUCUUGUAUAAACUGCUGUAAAAAUGACAACCAUUGUACUGACUGUAUAGAAAAAACGGUUUGCAUUUAUGUUGUGUUGUACUCUGGGAGAGCACAGAAUGCUCAUAGAGGGAGAGACUCAUCACCUCAACUCGAUCUACCUGAUACAAACAUGCACCCAUAACAUUCUCUAAUUUAUUUAUUCUUUUUUGUUAUGAUCAUAGAUUAUUUUUGGAUUCCAAGUAUUUCUAAACAUGUUUCCCCCUCAGUUGUUAAAGAAUGGAACUAGGGAUCACAUUUCCAAUCAGAUACCCACGCUUAUGCAUGACUGAAAUGCUGCAGACUUGUGUCUGAUAAGAAGAGCUUUUUACAAAGAUCUGUAAAAAAUAAAUAAAAGAAAAAAACACAAAGAAUGAUCAGAAGGUUGUUCAGCUUAAAUUGUGCACUAAGUCCACA